AAACUGAAAUACGAAAUCACAAUUGAAUUAAAACUUUUCAAUGCAAAAUAGGGAAUUGAGUGUGCUAUUCGACCUAAACAUUUGUCGAACUGUUCAGCCAUGAGAUCAGGCCAACGCUUAUUCCAAGUAAAUCCUUCUUAUUAUGAACGUUCGAUCAACGAUUGUAGAUCCUCAUGUUUAGGCAUUGAGAGGUUCUUUGAUCUUACCCACAAGGUCCUUUAUUAAAGUAACAUUUGAAGGUGAAUCGGUACAGUAAACUUCAGUACAUAAGGAAUUGGAAAAAAUCGACAAUAUCAAGAAUAUCGUAAUUUCCGCCCUGUCGUGGAUUUCCUUAUGAAAGAUGUGUUCUUCUCCUGUAUGACGAUGUUGCUAUGGCAAAAGAUACAUAUGUUAUCUACUCUAAUUCAUUGUAAAUGUUGUUCUUUCUUGCUAUCUCUCUCUUCUUCUCGCAAUUUCAUCUUAAGGAUGGGAUUUGAUGCUCGGUCCUAUCCUGUAAGACAGGCAUCGCUGUAAGAUACACCACCAAGCUACACCAUGUUAUUUUUAACUUAAUUAGCCUUGUUUAAAACUAUUUAUUUGCUUUAUGCACGCGAUAUAUUUAUUUUUAAAUAUGGUAAAACAAAGUUACCAUAUGAUUAAAUAUGAUAUGGUAAACAAAAUAUUCAACAAAGUUUAAUUUAAAUUUUAAGUUCAAUUUAACUCACUCUCAAUCAUUAUACUCACUUUAUUAUUCCAAAUUUGCUGCUAUGUAUACACUGGUUUGCUGAUUUAAGUAUCUCUCUUUCGUAUUUCAAUCACAAACUGUAAAGCACAGUCUUCUGAUUGUUCUACUUUGCUACAUGUGGGCGAGGAUGAUUUUGGCAUUAACCAUUAUGCAAUGAUGAGUGAAAAAGCGCAACAAGAUAAUAACCCCAUGUACACAAAUAGCAUCAAAAAAGUGGAUUAGAGCAGCACAUUAUUUUGGCGCUCAAGUUCAGGCAUAACAGCUACAGUAUGUGUACAUUGACUGAAGCAGAUACAGUGGGAGUAAUGAGACGAUCAUAUGAUGAAUGCAUAUCUGCAUAUUCAGGUGGAAAUAUAUCACGUCCAACAUUGGUAUAUAUAUUCAUGAUUCGAAACAAAGAAAAUGUCAGUUCAUCAAAAACAUUCACAACGAAGACAUCAGUGAAGUGUAGAGAAGUGAAAACGAAACACAGCAUAAUGUUCAAGAUCCUCGCCCUGAUCGCCUGUCUGGCCAUCGUUGCCUCGGCACAGUACCAUGGAGAACCCGAACACAAGGAACACUACGCACACCCGAAGUACAAGUUCGAGUAUGGAGUGAAGGAUCCCCACACCGGUGACCACAAGAGCCAGUGGGAAGUACGCGAUGGCGAUGUCGUCAAGGGAGCCUACACCCUGCACGAGGCCGAUGGAACCGAGCGUGUGGUCGAGUACAAGUCGGACGGUCACAACGGAUUCGAGGCUGAUGUAAAGAAGGUCGGACAUGCUCAUCACCCCCAGAACUAUCCCAGCCAUCCCGUCCAUGUUCCAGUGCAUGUGCCUGUACAUGCCCCGACCCAUGCUCCAGUGCAUGUUCCGGAGCAUCGUGUGCACCACGGACACUCGGGUGCCAGCUACGUCAAUGUCGAUAAGCACUACUAAAAAAUAUCUUGAUCUCCUGUCUGCAAAUGCCAAAUAAAGGUGUGAUGUAAUAAAGAAAAGAUCACAUACUGUUAUAUUGCAAAAUCUGUGGUCCAAUUAUGUAGUAUUUAUGCCACUCAAUGAAAAGAAUGUUUUUAUUUCGCAAAAAAGAAUAUAUUUCAAUUUCCCUUUUUU
Messenger RNA from Anopheles funestus (African malaria mosquito), 1815 nucleotides. RefSeq names its product cuticle protein 8-like. The record is from RefSeq and is a predicted model, not a curated record. The coding region runs from base 994 to 1641 and encodes 215 amino acids. The transcript is spliced from 2 exons. Gene Ontology annotation, cellular component: extracellular matrix. Lineage: Eukaryota; Metazoa; Arthropoda; Insecta; Diptera; Culicidae.